Pleurotus ostreatus (oyster mushroom) is the source of this 480-nucleotide messenger RNA. RefSeq names its product AP-1 adaptor complex sigma subunit Aps1 (gene VAS2). NCBI's taxonomy places the organism in Eukaryota, Fungi, Basidiomycota, Agaricomycetes, Agaricales, Pleurotaceae. The coding region runs from base 1 to 480 and encodes 159 amino acids. The record is from RefSeq and is a predicted model, not a curated record. Gene Ontology annotation, cellular component: intracellular membrane-bounded organelle; AP-1 adaptor complex. The transcript has 7 exons. Gene Ontology annotation, biological process: vesicle-mediated transport; protein transport. Gene Ontology annotation, molecular function: clathrin-cargo adaptor activity.
AUGAUCAACUACAUCCUCCUGGUAUCUCGACAAGGAAAGGUCCGUUUGGCCAAAUGGUUCACCACCAUGGCGCCGAAGGUGAAGGCCAAGAUCGUCAAGGAUGUCACGCAGCUGGUCCUCGCUAGGCGCACUCGGAUGUGCAACUUCCUCGAGUACAAAGAUACCAAGGUGGUCUACAGGCGAUAUGCAUCCCUGUUCUUCGUUUGCGGCAUAAGCACGGAAGACAACGAGUUGGUCACGCUGGAAAUCAUCCAUAGAUACGUCGAGAUCUUAGACCGAUACUUUGGCAAUGUCUGCGAGUUGGAUCUCAUAUUUAACUUCCAGAAAGCGUAUGCUAUACUCGACGAGCUUAUCAUUGCAGGCGAAUUGCAGGAGUCUUCUAAGAAGUCAGUUCUUCGAGUAGUCACUCAAUCGGAUAGCGUCGAAGAGCAAGAAAACUCAGAGGACACAAUGGCCCGACUAGGCUCUCGCAGUGGUUAG